Messenger RNA from Hyla sarda, 7374 nucleotides. It is a transcript of the gene SIM1, whose product is annotated as SIM bHLH transcription factor 1. The transcript has 12 exons. The record is from RefSeq and is a predicted model, not a curated record. Gene Ontology annotation, molecular function: DNA-binding transcription factor activity, RNA polymerase II-specific; protein dimerization activity; RNA polymerase II transcription regulatory region sequence-specific DNA binding. Gene Ontology annotation, biological process: regulation of transcription by RNA polymerase II. Bases 415 to 2706 code for a protein of 763 amino acids. Lineage: Eukaryota; Metazoa; Chordata; Amphibia; Anura; Hylidae.
CACGGAGCGGCACCAGGGAUGAAGUUGUACUAAGUACAGAGCGGAGACAGGAACAAGUUAAUGGGCUUCCUGAGCUCCCAAUUAUCCGCCCGGUGACCGGCCCUGCACGGGACCCGCUCUCCACAGGACACAACGGUCGCUCUGUAUGGUGACUUGUGAGGCCUCCUGAUGUGACACACUGUGCCGACCCCGCAUCUGUCCUGGAAUGACACGAGUUGCUGCUCUGGACACAGCUGAAGUCUCUGUGGAUUUGCCGUCCCGGUGGAUAUGUGUGCUGUAUAACCCGGGACCCCAGAAGUACAUUGUCCCGGGGGUCUGGAGAGCAGGAGGUGUCUGGACGGGCCGCUCUCAUUGAUGGUUCUGUGGAGUUGUAUCUGUAUAAGAGUAAUACCCAAGGGUUAAUAGGAGGCCGCCAUGAAAGAGAAGUCCAAGAACGCUGCCCGGACUAGACGGGAGAAGGAGAACAGCGAGUUCUAUGAACUGGCCAAACUACUACCCCUGCCCUCUGCCAUCACCUCCCAGCUGGACAAGGCGUCCAUAAUCCGCCUGACUACCAGCUACCUGAAGAUGAGAGUGGUCUUCCCUGAAGGGCUUGGAGAAGCCUGGGGCCAUUCCAGCAGACCUAGUUCCUUGGAUAAUGUUGGUCGAGAACUGGGAUCUCAUCUUUUACAGACUUUAGAUGGUUUCAUCUUCGUGGUGGCACCUGAUGGGAAAAUCAUGUAUAUCUCUGAGACGGCUUCAGUUCAUCUGGGCUUAUCACAGGUAGAAUUGACUGGAAAUAGCAUCUAUGAGUACAUUCACCCCGCUGACCAUGAUGAGAUGACUGCAGUGCUUACAGCUCACCAACCCUAUCAUUCCCAUUUUGUCCAGGAAUAUGAAAUUGAGCGUUCUUUUUUCCUGCGGAUGAAGUGUGUGCUGGCAAAGCGGAAUGCAGGUCUAACAUGUGGGGGGUAUAAGGUCAUCCAUUGCAGUGGAUAUCUCAAGAUCAGGCAGUAUAGCCUGGACAUGUCUCCAUUUGAUGGCUGUUACCAAAAUGUAGGCUUGGUGGCUGUUGGUCAUUCCCUUCCUCCCAGUGCAGUCACUGAAAUCAAACUCCAUAGCAAUAUGUUUAUGUUCAGAGCCAGUCUCGAUAUGAAGCUCAUAUUUCUAGAUUCCAGAGUUGCUGAGUUAACAGGAUAUGAACCUCAAGAUCUCAUCGAGAAGACAUUGUAUCAUCAUGUUCAUGGAUGUGACACGUUUCACUUGCGGUGUGCACAUCACUUGUUGCUGGUAAAAGGUCAAGUCACCACUAAGUACUAUCGGUUCCUGGCAAAACAUGGUGGUUGGGUGUGGGUGCAGAGCUAUGCUACAAUUGUGCACAACAGCCGAUCCUCCAGACCCCACUGCAUUGUCAGUGUGAAUUAUGUUCUCACAGAUACAGAAUACAAAGGUCUUCAGCUAUCUUUGGAUCAAGUCACCACAAAACCAACAUUUUCUUAUGCAAAUUCUACUCCAGCCAUAAAUGACAGUCGGAAGAGUAAUAAAUCACAUCUACCUAGUACUAAGUCUAAAACAAGAACAUCCCCAUAUCCUCAGUAUUCUGGAUUCCACACGGAGAGAUCAGAGUCAGAUCAUGACAGUCAAUGGGGUGGCAGCCCUUUAACAGACACAGCUUCACCACAACUUAUAGAUCCGAUAGAAAGGCCAAGCUCCCAGCAGCAUGAUGUCUCCUGUGCAUAUCGACAGUAUCCUGAUCGAAGUUCUUUGUGUUUUGGAUUUACUCUUGACCAUUCAAGAUUAAAUGAUGAAAGACACCAUCAUAGUCAGUCUUGUGAAAGUGGCAGAUGCGAAGCUGGUAGAUAUUUUCUAGGAAGCCCACAAACUGGUAGAGAGAAUUGGUGGGGAUCUCGAUCAACUCUACCUGUGCCUAAAUCUUCUCCUGAAAGCAGAGAUGGGUUUGAAAACUCCAUGCCACACAUAACUUCUGUUCACCGAAUACAUGGGAGAAAUCAUUGGGAUGAAGACAGUGUUGUCAGUUCUCCUGACCCUGGUUCUGCAAGUGAAUCAGGAGACCGCUAUCGCACCGAGCAAUAUCAAAAUAGUCAUCAUGAACCAAGUAAAAUCGAAACACUUAUCCGUGCAACUCAACAAAUGAUAAAAGAGGAGGAAAAUAGGUUACAGCUACGUAAGUCUAGUCCAGAUCAGCUAACUCCCAUGAAUGGAGCAGCAAAAAGAAAUUCAAUUUGUUUUGUCAAUUACCAACAAUCCCAGUUAACCGGAGUUGUGUGCCGUGGCCCCUCUGUCUCUAAUACUUCUCCCUGUGACCAUCUACAACAAAGGGAUGGAAAAAUGUUGAGUCCAAGAGACACUGAAUAUGAAAACAGUCCUACAACUCUCUCCAGGAUGAGCAGUCCAAAUUCUGAGAGAAUUUCAAAAGCUGGAGUAACCAUAACAAAAGACUACUUGCAUACAAAUGUGUCCCCGCAACAAACAGUGGAGCAUUCCACCUCCCCAAAUUACUACAAUGCUCACCGUCCGUAUUUUGAUAAACAUGCUUACACAUUUACUGGAUAUGCUCUUGAGCACCUUUAUGACACUGAAUCUAUUAGAAACUAUUCACUGGGUUGCAGUGGAUCCCAUUUUGAUGUGACUUCUCAUUUACGAAUGCAACAGGACCCUGCCCAAGUGCACAAGGGUACUUCGGUAAUAAUUACAAAUGGGAGUUGAUGUUUUAUAUGACGUGUCUUACACUUUGUACUCUUAACAGAGAAAACAAAAAAUUUUCAUGUCGUCAUUAAUACCAGCAUCCAAUGACUUACAGUGCACUGAAUGUAACAGCAGGGGAGACUAAGCUUGGAUUUUGUAUUUAUAAAAUUUAGUAUGACAUUUUGGCUGAAAUAAUUAAGCUUAGAGAACUUUUACUUUAUGUUAUCAUAUGUCUAUAGUAACCACCUGUGCAGUCUUGCAAAAACAAAAAAACAAACAAAACAGCAAUUUCAGUGUUACAGGCUACACCUUUUUACUAGUUACCCUUGCAUGUAAAUAAAGACAUUUUCCAAAAACAACAUAAAUAAACAAAAAGUAAAAGGAAAAAAAAAAUAAAACAAGAGAAAAAAAACCCCUAAAACUAUGCAUAUAGGACUUGAAGCAGUUGAAUGUUUAACUUUAUGUAUACACAGGCACAGAUGCACAUUUCUUUGUAUGUCUAUUAUUAAAAAAAGAGAAGUAGUUACUUUUCCGCACAAUAAUACAAUUGCUUAAUCUCUAUUACAUUUUCUGUCUUUUAAUGACUUGAAGAGUACUUUUCAGAUAUUCUAUGUAAACUAUGUUAGAUAACUGUAUUACUUGUUUCCACAUGCCUUUUAUCAUAUUAUAGUAACUGUGUCACUGCACUAGCGUUUGCACCCAAAAUCAAUAACUACAAAUCGUAUUAUAUAUAAACACAACAAACAAAUGUUGUUUUUUCAACUUAUUUUAACAUAUCCUUGAUUUUACCGAUUUUAAAGGGAUUGGCUGGUGCUAUUUAUUUUUUAUCCAAGGCUGAUUUAAAAAAAAAAAAAAAAAAAAAAAAAAAAAAAUUGUUGGCUGAUCCCUUGCCACUGACCAUUGGUAUUCCCCACCACUCAGUACUUUGUUGUCCUCUUCAACAUGCAGAAUGUCAGGACAUGCUGAAGGACUGGGGACUGUCAGGUUGUGAGUGGUGAGGAAUCCAGGCAGGUGAGUAUAAAUUGUUUUUCAGAAAGCCUGAAAAAAGCCUUUCAUCACCAGACAAAAUUAUAUAUAUUUUUUUGUCUCCUACAUAAUUUAUCACUUAGAGCUAAAUUUAUCACUGCAAGAAGUAAGAAUUCAACAAACGUGAUUGUUUUGCUUACAGAAAUUUUUCUAAACAGGCAUAUUCAGCCAAAUACAAAUAUCACACAGUUGGAGAUGUGGAACUUAUAUAUUGCAAUAAAAGUUUUAACACAAAUUAAAAAUAACCUGGUCAAAACAGAACUAUAUCUUUAAAAAGCUUCCUUAUUGGUAAAUAUACUUCAUACACAACAAUUACUACAUUUUAGAUUGGUAUACCAUGUACUGGAAUGAUAUUUGGCAUCUUGAGUAUUCUAAACAUUUGUUUUCUUCAAUUUCACUACAAUGGUACUUAUGGUUGGUUUCAAUUUGUAGGCUGAAUUUCUUCUUGCUCAGAAUACAUUUUGUAGUAAUUUAUAUAUCAUUUCACAUUUUACAAAAUACAAAUUCAUUGACCUGACAGUCAUACUUGUAAUAUCACAAGUCUGUGAAAAUAGCUUUAGUUUAAGGACUCUCUUUUUAACUAGGGGUGGAAGUAAAGUUCGCUACAUGAUCUGAACAUUUGCCGUAUCAGUUUCUAUUUCAACAUGUAAACAAAAAAUCUGGCAAAAUUUGCUAGGCUGUUAUUUGCAACUCUUAAUGUGAACAUAAUGUAAGUCAAUAUAUGGGGGUCCACCAGCUAUAUUUAUCAUCCCUUGUCACUGGAUACCCAAUAAUGAAUUUCCCAGCACUUGCAGUUAUUUUACAGACUAGCCAGCCUAACUAUUAUACCUUUUAUUCAAGGUUCACAUUUGUUUAGGUUCGUUUUUAUUAUUUUGUAUAUAUUCUUAAAGAUAAAAUGUGGAAGUAUCUGUUGAUGGAGCUACAAUAGUUAGAAAAAGCAGUGUUUUUGGACCAUGGUCGAAUAAAUGACUGAAUACCAAAAACCAAUGACAGUUUUUAAAUUGGAUCAAAAUUGGGUUUGCUGAUUACAAACAAAAAUUCCACUCUUCUCUGCACAUGUGCCCUACACUAUGCACAGGACUGCUGUAGCCAAUCAUUGUUAUUAGUGGUCACUUGUAAAAGAAAAUGCACAUGACCACUGAGGCCAAUGAUCGGCCAGCCACAUUGUCCCUUGCAAAGUAUACAAUGGUGUCACUAGGAAUCUUCCACUGGGGAUGUCUUAUCAGUGGUUAUCCUGUACGAGGAGCAACAGAGGCUGUAAAUAUAGAUUUCUUUUUAUUUCCCAAUAUUUCCCAGAAUUUUAUUUUUGUAAUUGGAAAACCCUUUUAUGGGAAAAAUAAAUUAAAUAUUAGCCUGAUAAAAAGUAGUUAUGAAUUAUGAAAAUUUUUAUUUUAUGUUGAAAUGUCAUUUGACAAAAAAAAAAAAAAAAAAAAAAUUUAAAAAACUGUGACAUGUCACUAAAGAUCAAGGUUUUGAUCAUUCUGGCUUAAACAUUCAGAUGACAACCAAUCAUUAGAACAAGCAGAGAGAAGUGCAGGGUUGUGUGCUUCACUUCCUGUCUCACUUUGAUCUCCAUCCAUUUUUACUAGACAGGAUCCGUGACUUAUAAUGGAGCCUGUCUAGUGCAACUGGUUUGAGAAUGCAUUGAGCAGGAAAGUAAAAUGCAUGGCGGUGUGUUUGUCCCUGCUGGUCCUAAUGAUUGUGGAGGUCUCAGCACUGGGACCCUGACCGAUCAAAACUUUUUCCAUGUUUCUGUGACAUGUCAAAUGUUUUUCCAAAUGACAGGGAUAGUUAUAUCAACUGUCAUAAACUAGACAUUGCCAGCGUAUAAGAGUGUAAAGAAAACAGUAAAGGACAGUUAAAGGGGUAUUCCAGGCAAAAACAUCUUAUCCGCUAUCCAAAGGAUAGGGGAUAAGAUGUCUGAUCGCGGGGGGCCUGACGCUGGGACCCCCCGCGAUCUCCCUGCAGCAGCCUCCAUUCUAUGCAUAGCUGCAUCUGCAGUUUUGGAAACCGCCGGGCUUCCGAGAUGGGGUCGGAUAGGGGAUAAGAUGUUUUUGCCCAGAAUACCUCUUUAACUUAGACCGGUGGAUUGUUUCCAACACACUAUAAACUUUUUUUUAAAUUACUCUAAAGUUACUUUAUUUACAAAAAAAUUGUAAUGAGUUAUGUAUUCAUUUUAUAUAAGAAGAAACACACUAAUGGUUUGUUUUAAGAGUAGCACUUGGUUCAUUGAAAAUGUAGGUGUUGAAGAAAACAAAUUGUUCCUUCCAGCAAUGUAGGAUAAAUGUGGAUAGGACACAUCACGCUUUAGGGUACGUUCACACGCGCGGAUUUACAGCAUAUUUUACGCUGCAGAUCCGCUGGUGAAGGCCCGCUCUAUGCUGGCUUUACAUGUGCCUGCUCGUAGUGGCAAUACGCCACUUCGAGCAGACACACUGCGAUGUGCGAGUCGCAGUAUACUCGCACAUCGCAGGAGCUCUCUUCCAAGCUCAGAGCAGGGAGAGUGGCCGCGAUGUGCGAGUGCGCCGCGCACAUCGCUGCACUGUGUCUGCUGGUAGCAGUGUAUUGCCGCUACCAGCAGGCACAUGUAAAGCCAGCAUAGAGCGGGGCCUUCACGAGCGGAUCCGCAGAUAAAUACUCUGCGAAAAUCAGCACGAGUGAACGUACCCAUAGUCAUGAAAAGAAUUAAUACAUUUUUUACAUCAGAUAUAUGAUUUUUGUCCAGCGGAAUGCAUUUUAGUAUUUUUGUCAGAUGUUUGGGCAUUGUAAAAAAAAAGAAAGCCAAUUGGACUAACAAUCACAUGUAACUGACAUUACAAACAAGUUAAAGUUUCCUAAGAUACAUUUCUUUAUGUAUUCAAUAUAUAUGUACUUUUUCAAUUAAUAUUUUUAGCACAUUUUAUGGUUUGCAUAUUUAUUCUGCUCUGUAAUUCAUAUAUGGAGAGCUUCCAGUGCUUGCCCAGGCUUAGUUAUUUACAUCAACCUCAACUUGCCUGGGUAUACAAUUACUACCUACAAUACUUAAAGCCUAGGGUAAUCUUAUAAUACUAAAAUAUAAAAAUGCCGGUAAUAUCUUGUCUGAUAAAACUAUCGAAGAGCAUCAUUUUAUUUUAUAACAGUAUUUUAUGAUGCACCUUCAAACAGAAAUGUGUUUUCUUGUAAGUUACAUUGUGUCAUUUCCAUUGUUGUUAACAUCAUAUCACAUAUGCAUAUUUGUUUUUGGAGAAAAAAACAUUUGAAUACAUUUUUUAUUACAGUUAAAAACUGUAUCACAUUUUCCCAGAAACAGUGACAAGAUUUAGCAGUUGACUGCACUUUAAAAUCAAAGGUGUGUUUAUGUUGUGAAUAGAAUGGUGUCUGACAUUAGAAGAUGAAGGCCAGUUAUAUUUGCUUUUAUGACUGGUGCCCUGAUAUAACGUUGAAAUAUUUAUGAGGUCAGAUGCUCAGCCUCAAAUGUCUGAUCUGACAUGCCUUGCAAUGUAUAUUUCUAGUGAUAUUGUAUAAUAUUAUCUGUAACUUGAAGUAUCCUUUUGAAAUUUCAUGUAGGAAACAUGACAAACUGUCAACAUAUCUUGCAAAGUGUUCCCAUUUAUAAUUAUUUAUAUUGUAAAUAGCUUUCUGAGGUCAAUUUCAAGUUAAUUGUGCAUAAAAUGUAUUUAUUAU